Molecule: messenger RNA, 1401 nt
Organism: Magnolia sinica
Lineage: Eukaryota; Viridiplantae; Streptophyta; Magnoliopsida; Magnoliales; Magnoliaceae
Product: protein trichome birefringence-like
Exons: 2
Coding region: 254-706 (150 amino acids)
Source: RefSeq, a predicted model, not a curated record
CUGCCUGGAAAGGAUUAUCGUCCGGGCGGGGUUAAGAUGCAGUCUGUUUCCCUCACCUAAUCAACACCCUAGCCCUGCCUCUUUUCUCUCUCAUUCUCCCUCUCUCUCGCCCUUGCCGUCCUUGCUUCAACCCGACACCCAUCUCUCGCUUUCUUUGAUUCUCUCCCUCCCUCCCUCCCCCUCUCUCUCUUAGAUUCUCUCUCUCAGGCAAUGAUCAUGGGUGAUCGAAGCUGUACAAUUGAGGGCCUGCGAAAUGGACGGAAUUAUGAUUUGGUUUGUCAUCUUCCUCAUCUUCUAUCCCAACGAUGGUUCUUUGCCGCCGUGGCUCGAUCGCAUUUUCACAAAUUCAACUUCAAACUCGAAUUCUUACAUAUCCCAAUUCUCUUCAAUCUAUUCUUACUUCUUCCCCAUCAACCUGACUUCCAUCAUCUACAAUUCCAAUUCCAGUAAAGAGAAGCGGAGUCUGGAGACUCGAGUUUCAAAUCCUGCAGCCAAAGAGAAUUGUGAUAUCUUCAAUGGGAGAUGGGUGAAUGACGAAUUAUAUCCAGAAGGAUCUUAUUUGAUCGAUGAGCAGUACAAUUCCUUUCUAAAUGGCUGGUCGGAACGAGAUUACCAGAAACUCCAUUGGCAGCUGAACGGCUGCAAUAUUCCAAGCUUGUAUCAGAUAUGGAGACUAUCCUUAAGUGCUUGUCCUCAUAUUAGCUGACAUCGUCAGAGUCCACCUUAUAUGGUCCUGAGCCUUCUUAACUGUACUUUAUACAACUCCAUCUGAUACAAAAUCAUAUAGCUUUUAUAUAUUUGGAUGACUUUAGUUCAUGGCAUUUGUCUGUUUAUUUAUGUUGUAUUAAAUUCUAUUGAGCUUUGCCUUACAAUUAUGGGUAUUACCUUAUGAAAUGUAAUUAAGAACCUAUGCCAAAUCAUAGCCUGGAAUGUAUAUUUGAACCCAUAUUAAUAAAAGCCUCUUUAAAGAGGCAUACUUUCUUUUUUAUAUGUGUAUUUCGUUUAUGCUUGAGAAAUGCUUUUAAUGAAAACAUCCCUGUUAUGAUUAAAUUCCCUGAAAACUUGUGUUAACAAUAAGUACUCGAAACCUAAUCAAAUUCAGGUUUGGGUCAUCAAAAGAUGGUUCCUGAACCUGAUACGGGUCCUAAUAGGACUCUAGCAUGCCCCGUUGACAAUUUUACUCCUAUUGAAUUAUCUUCUUCAUAAAAUAUAUUACCCUUUUCUAGAUUUGGACUACCAGCAAAUACAUGCACCUGGAGUCUACUGGUUUGAACAAUUAAAAAUAUUCAAUAGAAGUGAUUGUUGAAGUAGAGCCUACUCAUGAUGUCCCUCCAUAUUAGUGAAAGGUGGGUCGAACCUGCAAGUUUUGCAUGAUCAGAUUAUCAAAAAGAAUAUGAUACU